Molecule: messenger RNA, 1281 nt
Organism: Hemisphaericaspora subhashii
Lineage: Eukaryota; Fungi; Ascomycota; Pichiomycetes; Serinales; Debaryomycetaceae
Exons: 1
Coding region: 1-1281 (426 amino acids)
Biological process (GO): protein import into peroxisome matrix, docking
Cellular component (GO): cytosol; peroxisomal membrane
Source: RefSeq, a predicted model, not a curated record
AUGGAAGCAAACUGUGGACCUUCAAGUGCAUUACAGAACUUAUCUAAACACACCCAAAGAGAUAACUCUUUACAAAGACAACAUCACCAACCACAACCCCAGCAACAAAAUUCUAUCCAGAAUUUCCGACUGACAAAUGGUGAUUCAAGAUUAAAUAAUGAUUUCCAAAGAUUCAACAACGGUAAUGAAUUUGCUAAUGCGUUUAUGAAUCAGAUGAAUACUAAACCUGGUUUCCCCCAGCAGCAACAACAACCACUGUCAAUACCGCAACAAAUACAACAAACUGGUUGGGUGAAUGAUUUUUCCAAUCUAUCAAUCAAUAAGCCUACUCCACAAAUCAUGGCUCAGAACAUUCCGGCGCAACAGAAUAGUGAUUGGCAUCAGCAAUUUAUCCAGAAUCAACAGACGAGUAUGGUAUCGCAACAGCAACAACAAGAGAAUAUGCAAUAUCAGAUGACUCCGAAUUAUGCUCUCGGACAAGGAUUCCGAAUGAAUAUGAGAACUGAUUUAUCUACUCCAGUAUAUGCUCAACAAUCUGAACAUCAAGAGAUACAUAAGAUAGAGCAACAACAAAAACAAUUUGAGAAUGAAUUUGAUGCGAUUGAAAAAGAACUUCAAAAUCAACAUCAACAGCAAGAGCAUACCAUCCAGAUUGAUGAUCCUGAUAAGGAGAAAUUCGCGGAAACGGCACGACAAGUAGAACAAUCAAUGAAUAAUAUAAAUUCCCAAAAUAUGGAAAUGAAAGACAAAUUUCAAAAUUCCGAUUUCCUUAAAUUAAUGAAAUCAAUCGGGAAUAGACAAGUUGAAUUAGAGGGGGAUAAAUUAGUAGAUGUAAUGUCUGGUGAUGAUAUUCGUACCACCGGCUUGGGCUCUGCCAAUCAAUCAGCACAAGUCCUGGGAACUACCACUUUGUUGGACAAUCAUGGUAUCGUCCAUAAUCCAAUGUUUGACGAUGAUGGCAUGACUAUCCAACCGGUUCCCAUCCUUGCUCCACAGGCGGUUGAUCCUGAACUUGCUCAUGAACAAAAACAAGACCUUUCUCAAGAAAAUCGCCUACCUGAUCCAUUGGCACAUAUCCAAGAUGGUCAAUUAGGUGGGGAUAUAUUGGAUCCAUUCUCGGCAGCGAGGAUUGUGAGUGGAGGUCAGGUGAAUAUGCAAGAUUGGUUGGAUGAUAGUGAUGAUGAUGAAUAUAUGUAUAAAGUCCCCUCGAGGGGGAGGAUUGUUGAUAAGGCUUGGCAAGAGGUUUUCGAUGAUUAUAGACAUGAUGAUGAUUUUCAUUAA